Molecule: messenger RNA, 1092 nt
Organism: Gregarina niphandrodes
Lineage: Eukaryota; Apicomplexa; Conoidasida; Eugregarinorida; Gregarinidae
Exons: 1
Coding region: 1-1092 (363 amino acids)
Source: RefSeq, a predicted model, not a curated record
AUGGUUCAGUGCUCGUGUUGUUUGUUCGAUUGCGGCGCGUGUGAGCAGCGGUACGUGCAGCACUUGGCGGAGGCGGCGCACUGGUAUUGUGGUGCGUGUCGAGUGCGUGUAGCAGACAAGGCGGCGCUUUUAAGGCACUGCGUCGCAGGUGGGUGUGCGCCGCACACGUGUGUGAGAUGUCAGAGCCAAUACCGCAGCGUCCACGCGCUCUACGCCCACCGCUGCCCGGAGUCGGAAUCCGAUCGUCAGUCCCGGAUGGUAGGGGAGGUGAACACGAAAGUGGACACAAAAGUGGACAAGACAAGGCCCGCAGGACUAGAAACGACAUAUGAAAGCAACCGACCGACGGAAACUGGCGGCCGUAGUGACGAAGAACCCGACUCCUUCCCUCUGACUGAUCCGCGCGGGCUAGAGGAUCUAUCACAACUCCCUACACGGGCGAUAGAAGUCGACCUGGAACUACGGCACAGGGAUUUGGGGCACAGGGAUUUGCGACACGGAGAUCUGCGACACAGACAAUCGCAUUCACGUCGCGGAGAACCUAUUGACAGGCCUGUCGGUCACGGGGAGCCACAGCCUGGGGCACACGGUGUUUCAGUAUCAGGGGAAGGAGGGACUUUACCCUCGAAGAAAAGCCUAGACGAGGAAGAAAGGCUUAUUGGAAGUCGCGGCAUAGCCCACUUCGAGGGAUUUUGCUACAGAAGACGAGCGGAUUCGGAGUCGUCCGAUGCGAGCUUGGACGACGAAGAUGGACUGUGGCAGUGUCAGUGCUGCGACGCGGCCUUUUACACGGUAAGGGGCUUAGACGACCACGUGCGAGAAUUCCAUUCCUGGUUCCAUUCCUGGUUCCAUUCCUGGUUCAACUGGUCAGGAAACGUUGUACGCUGGUUGUUGCCGAUCUGUGCAGCCUUUCUCCACUGCCGCUUUAAAGCCAUUAAACGGCAUCUUUCAGGGCUAAUGGUUGGGAGUCUGCAACUUGAUGGUGGAGAGAAACUCCCGAAGUCGACUUACCCUCGACCGGAUGAAAACCGUGUACUCCAGUUCUCGUACAGCUUAGAAGACGUGCGCGCACAAAACAUUUUAGAUAGAUAA